Molecule: messenger RNA, 2774 nt
Organism: Crotalus tigris (Tiger rattlesnake)
Lineage: Eukaryota; Metazoa; Chordata; Lepidosauria; Squamata; Viperidae
Gene: ANKRD53
Product: ankyrin repeat domain 53
Exons: 6
Coding region: 187-1632 (481 amino acids)
Biological process (GO): regulation of mitotic cytokinesis; regulation of mitotic spindle organization; positive regulation of microtubule polymerization
Cellular component (GO): spindle pole
Molecular function (GO): protein binding
Source: RefSeq, a predicted model, not a curated record
UGCCUCCUCCUCCUCCUUCUCUUUCUUCUCCGGACUCCCUUUCCCUCUUCCUCUCCUCCCCCCCCCCGCGCGGGAGAACCCCGUCAAUCACGCGGGCUGAGCCCGCCCCCCUCCCCCGGGCCGGCCCCGGUUGUCCGGCAACGCCUCGGCCGCGCUCCGCAGUUGCCGGGCGCCCCACUGGCCGCGAUGGCGGGUCGGAGGGCGCCUCGUCCGCGACGGCGACGGCCCAAGUCCGGGGGAGCGCGCCGCGUGGCCUUCUCCCGCAGCCUGGCCCUCUCCGCCCUCUCUUUCAGCAACGUGAAACCCCCCUCGAGACAGAGCCCCACCAAGCAAAACCGCCUGCAGGACUUGCACUACGCGGCCAGCAUCGGGCAGACCCAGUGGCUCCAGAUCAGCCUGCAGAAAGCCGAGAGCCCCGACCAGGCGGAUAUUAACGGCUUCUCCACGCUGCACACGGCCGCACUGCACGGCCGGCUGGACUGCAUGACGAUGCUCAUCGAGAAAUACAACCUGGACGUCAACCUGGCCAGCCUGCGGGGCUGGAGGCCCAUCCACCUGGUGCUGGGCCAGGAGAGCAAGGACACGGCCGCCCAGUGCCUCCACUACCUGCUCAGCAACGGGGCAGACGUCAACGUGCAGAAUUUCAACGGGGUGUCUCCCCUCCACAAGGCAGCCAGCGAGGGGCGCGAGAACUGUCUCCAGGCUUUGAUUGACGCUGGGGCCAACGUCCACAGCCAGGACAACGAGGGACAGAAACCCAUCGACCUGUGCAAAAUGUGGGGCCACAGAAGCUGCGCCAAGCGUCUCUCCCACGCCAUGUGGAAGGCGGACAAGAAGCACCAGCUGAGGCAGAUGUGCAAGCUGGACUCCAUCAAAGCCGAGUGUGAGAUGAAGCAACGGCAGUUCCUUCAAAGAGAGCAGAGGGAGCUGAACAUCUGCAACAUGAUGGCCUUCGAGAACUGGCUGGUGAAGAAGGGCCUGCCGUUGCCUACCGGCACCCUCUUAGGCCUGGCGCAGGUCCAGCGCCACUCGCUGACCCUCCGCAAGGUGGCCGGCCAGAUAGCCAGCCCGGUCCCCUCCCUGGCCACGCUGCUGAGGGGCGAGCGCUCCGACUCCAUCCUCAGCAUGCAACGCCGGUACCGGCGUCAGAAGCCCUGGACCCUCAGCACCAACCUGGACUCCGAGCCGGCCACCUUCAUCUCCCGCCCGCAGCUCAUCCGGCUGGGCGUGGAGGCCGAGAAGCAGCCGCCCCACGACUUCACCUCCUUCCUCUUCCUCUUCAAGGACCCUUUCGGCCAGCCGGUGAUCCAGAUCGACAACAUCGGCCGGGUGAGCAGCGUGCCCGACCUGCCCUACGAGGUCCUGCACCGGAGCCUCUACCCGCACAGCUGGACCCCCCGCAUGGAGGUGCCCAGGGGACUCCGGCCGGUGCAGAUCUUCAACCUGAAGCACCGACGUCCCCCGGGGCCCGAGCAUUGGUGGACUGACCAAAUGGCCCUCAGCCUGCGGGUCACCCUGGACCCCGUCUUCCUGAGCACCCUCCGGACCCACGUCGACGCCUACGGAAGCGCUGAACUUCUGAGUCCAAGGACGGCGAGCUCCGAGUCCUCCAAGGAGACCCCCUCCGUCUAGGGUGAAUUGGCCGACCCGUAGGAGGGAUCCUCGCAGGGGGGCCCUCCUGCCCUGCCCCAGAGGGCAAAGGGGCAGGGAUACCCCUCCCCAAAUACCCCCCCUCCUAAAGCAUCCAAUAGGGAUGAACCUGCAACGCUCAAGAGACAUUUAAUAGUAAUAAAAGGGCACUAGGGCAGUUCUGCGUCCGUCAGUCCUCAAUUUACAAAGCGGGGGCUGCAAAAUACAGGUAGUCCUCAACCUACGGCUAAAGUUUCUGUUGCUAAGCGAGACCGUUCUUAAGUGGGUUUUGCCCCGUUUUACGACCUUUUGGGCCACGGUUGGUUAAGCGAACGGCUGCGGUUGUUUAAGUCUGGGACAAGGUUGCUGAGUGACUCUGCCCUCCCCUUGUCAAAAGGUCGCAAAAGGGGAUCACAUGACACACAACCCCCCCCCCUGGGAAUUUUGAAUUUUGACCACGUGACCCUGGGGGGGGGGGGAUGCUGCAACGGUCCUAAGUGUGACAAACGGUCCUAGGUCGUGUUUUUUUUUUCCCUCAGUGCCGUCGUCAUUUUGAACGGUCACUGAAUGAGUGCUUGUUAAGUAGAGGCUCGGCUGGGUCCCAAUAAAACCGAUGCCGACAAUCACGACGGUCGCUGAAGGGAAAGGAGAAAUGGAGGGCUGUGUGCUCGUUCUGUGGUCAAGCACGCGACCGAACACCUUUAUUGUGAACGCGGGCCGUGCGCUGAAAGAGGCACCCUUCGACCUCAGCCAAGAACUAAGCGACAGCUGGGAGCCUCUGAGGUCCUCCGGACGGGCUCGGCAGCCUGACAAUCGCCAGAGCGGAGUCCGAGGCUACCCCAGCUGAAGGAGCAGCGUCGUCGUCUCUGGCUUCCCACAUUCCAGGCAUCGCCUCGCCAAUUCUUUGCACGACAAUCUCGGUUCCUUCCCCGACCAAUCCGGUUUUCACCCACCCCGGUUUAAGUCCCUGAAGCUUCGGGGCGGGAUGCCGGCAGUCUUUGGGGCUGAACACACGUCUCCUUUUUGACGCGCCCCGAAAAGCUGACCCGGGACGUUUGUGUGAACCCUUGUUCUCGGUUCCUUUCUUUUUUGAACCAAAGUUGGUCCGUGUCUCUGCAGCCUCCUGGAGAGGAAUUCUCCCAGCC